ACAUUCAUAAAAUAUACAUGCACGUUUACCCUAUAAAAGAGAAGAACAAAAAGAAAAAUUGCAGAGUGUAAGAAGUGUACAGGAAUAACAAAUUUAAGCACACCGAAAUGUUAAGGUCUGUGCCAAGAACCUGUAUGUUCGUAGCUUUCUUCUGCUUCAUGCAUCCUAUGGUCUUCUCUGAGCUACAUUCGAGCCAAGACACUGUUAUGAUCUCAAUUUCUCAGCAACUCAAUGGCACACAAUUGCCAUGGGAUGUCACCAAGGAGCCAAACCCAUGUUUGUGGAAAGGUGUCAGUUGCAGCCCUCCAAACAACAGCUCCAUAAUCUCACUUUCUCUAUCUGGGUUUGGUCUCUCUAGCUCUGACUUUCUGAGUGAGGUGUGCAGGAUUGAUUCUUUGCAGUCUCUGAACCUGUCCAACAAUAAUUUGAAAAGUAUCUCAGAUGGGUUCUUCAAUGGUUGUGGAGGGAUGGAUGGGUUGAAGGUGUUGGAUUUUAGCAGGAACAGGUUGGUUGGUCCUUUGCCUGCUUUUCGAAAUUUUGUUGGACUUGAAUUCUUGGAUUUAUCCUUUAAUAAUUUGACUGGAGGGAUUAAUUCACAGUUGAGUCAGUUGGUUUCACUCAAAUGUUUGAAUCUUAGUGUCAAUGAAUUCAGUGGAAUGGGGACUGAGGGGUUUGUAACAUGGUCAGACAAAUGUGAUGGUCUAUACUGGCAUUUGCUCACUCAUGGGCUUACCGUCAUGAGUGUUAAAGUUCUUGGAAUUGUUUUGAAGUUAACAUUUUCGGGAAUGCAUCAGUUUAGCAUAUCCUCAAACUUGGGUUUUCAUCAUGGUGGUUCUUAACUGUGUGCUUACUCAAAUGAACUAUUUAAAUAAGGUAAUGAUACCUAUGAUUUGAAACUAUGUAUGCUUUUAUUUGUCAAUCUGUUUAUGUUUAAAUUUAAUUGGGCAAGUUGCUUUGUGUGAGAAAGAAUAAAAACAGGAAAUUGGA
Messenger RNA from Rubroshorea leprosula, 987 nucleotides. NCBI's taxonomy places the organism in Eukaryota, Viridiplantae, Streptophyta, Magnoliopsida, Malvales, Dipterocarpaceae. The record is from the annotation of a GenBank genome assembly.